This is a messenger RNA of Carassius carassius (crucian carp), 2410 nucleotides long. RefSeq lists its product as uncharacterized. The record is from RefSeq and is a predicted model, not a curated record. Gene Ontology annotation, cellular component: cytoplasm. Lineage: Eukaryota; Metazoa; Chordata; Actinopteri; Cypriniformes; Cyprinidae. Gene Ontology annotation, biological process: intracellular protein localization. The transcript is spliced from 4 exons. Gene Ontology annotation, molecular function: protein kinase A binding. Bases 134 to 1963 code for a protein of 609 amino acids.
CCCACACGCACACUUACGCAGUACAUGUCUUUCACACAGGAAAUCAGCAUAGUCUGCAAACUGCCAGUGGCCCCAUCAUUCACUUACUCAGGUCUUUCAAGACGAACUAGUUUGAGUUAUAUUCCUCAACAAGAUGAUUAAUGAGGAUUGGCUGUGCAGCUCAUUUAAACUGUGUGAUCUAGUCACCACUUCACAAUCUGCUCACUCUGACGAAUCUGCACAGGUAGUAAUUCAUGGUGAAUCAUACCCACAACCUGCUUAUAACCCAUCAUCAAUCCAACACACUCUGGAAACAUACAGCCAUUUGCUGGAUGUAACAUUAGAACAGAAUUUAGAGCCCAUUCAACACUUUGCACAGACAACAGCCAAAGCUAUUAUAGAUUCAGCCGUCAGGAUCAAAAACCCAAGAGAAUCCGUCAAAGUGAGAGAGGAUGAUGUUGAGAUACUAGCUGAAGAGUUAACCUUACAAAUCUGUUGCAAAGCAUUGGAAGAGAUGGAGAAGCAUUAUCACUGUGAUGAUCCAUCAUCCAAAAGUACGGAUGAUAAGGGGGUUGUGGAGGGGACUUAUGGAAAUGCAUCUGUCCUCUACUCUUCAGGGGACAACUAUGAUAAAAACACGACUGAAAUGGAAACAGACAACAAGAUGGAGGAAUAUGAUGACACAUAUUCUAACUCCUUGAAGAGCAUGGCUAAUCUGGGCUCUAUUGAGUUCCCUGAUACUCCUCCAAGCACCCCUUUACUUCCGGAGAUGAUAAGGAGUCGAGCCAGUUUCACAAGGAAGCUAAAGGGAGGACUGGCUAAAGAAUUCCUUCCUUCAACCCCUCCAUCAACCCCCAAAGACCACAUGCAACCACUAAUGGAGAAUCAAAUGACAGACUUGUCCGCUGACUUCAUUGUGAGACUGAUGCGCUCACUUUCACUGGAGUGCUGUCGAAACGAAGGCUUAGAAGAAAGCGAGGAUGGAGAAGUUGAUGAUGGCAGACUCCAAAAUGAUGUUUCCAGUCUGACUGACUAUGCAGCUCAAAUUUCUGCGGAUAUCCUUCAUUUUAUCACCACAAACGAGAUAAGAAAAGUAAUGGAUGAGGGUUGUGUGAAAAGCAUGUGGGCUAUCGCUGACCAACUAGCGAGUGAAAUUGUCACAACGUCUCUAGCAGAGGUGAUGGCAAGAGGAGAAAGGAAGGUCUCGGAGGAAGAAACAACAUCAUACUCAUUGUAUGAGGUAGACAUGGCUACAGACACAAGGGCUAUGAUCUCUGCAACAGACAGGGUGAAAGUUUUAGCUAGUGAGCUAAUCAUUAACGCUAUGGUUCAUGCUUUUACUAAGCUAGCACAGGGUGCGUUUAAACAUGGAACCCAGCCACAUCUUCCGGGCCAAGCUGUAGAACCACAGCCAUGGGAAGAAGGAAGAUAUUCAGACACAUUGUGUAAAGACUCAGUCAACUCCCACAAAGCCAAAACCUUCAGAUGUUGCAGCAAUAAAUCAGAACUGAACCCCAUUACAGAUGACGCCAUAAAAGUGAAAUCAUCGAUACACACUUUUGCCAACAACUUUGCAGAAGACGUGCUUCAGCAUUCUGUGUGUGAUGCUUCCAGCUUACUGUUUAACUAUAAGCAAUCUCAGGGAGCAGAACUUGGCCCAGAGAAAGACAUUACACCAUGGGUAAUCAAGAUGUGUUCUGGGGAAAGUGUUGUCCAGGAACUGCAAUGUGCUCUACUCUGGGCCGCAGCCUCUCAGAAAGGGACUAAAGCACUUCAGUUUGAUCUACCAGACAACAGCUUUCAGCAAAAGCUUUGCAGACUCUCUCGGAGUGCCCGUCUGAAUGGCUGGACGGUGGGUGCUUUGAUGGUGUCUCUCGAUGAGUUUUGUGACAUGCAGCAAGAGACCAGCGGAGGGCACUAUAAGAGCUCCGAUUCUCUCCUGGAGCAUCUGCAGCACCUGAUUGACAAUGUGUGUUUAAACUGAUCUUGAGGCCUUACCCUUGCAGAACUGGUCAAUGAUCCAUGCAGCAUCCCCUGAAAUAAAGGCAGAAAAUGGCUUACAUUAAUCUUCAUCCACACAAUCGUUCACAUCCCAAACAUUAAUAAAAGGACACAAUAUCAUUACAAAGUAUAAGCAGUUAUAAUCAAUUUCACUCUGAGCCACUGGAAAUGAGCCUUUAAAGACGAAGUAGCUGCAUGCACGCUGUCUGUUUAUAUGAGCUCUGCUCUCCCAGUCCAAGCGCUCAACCCACAGCCGUUAUAAGGUAAGCGCAAAUCUGACUACAUAUUAGCUUUGGAAGUUACUACCAACCAAAACACACUGACACAUUCUUGACCAAAGAUCCUGUAUUUUGUAUGUUCCGGUGUUGUUAUUUUUCAAAAAUAUGCCAGAGCCUAUAAUAAAGUGUGACUGAAAAUGAUCAACAGUGAA